Messenger RNA from Besnoitia besnoiti, 912 nucleotides. RefSeq lists its product as uncharacterized. NCBI's taxonomy places the organism in Eukaryota, Apicomplexa, Conoidasida, Eucoccidiorida, Sarcocystidae. The coding region runs from base 1 to 912 and encodes 303 amino acids. Gene Ontology annotation, molecular function: metal ion binding. The record is from RefSeq and is a predicted model, not a curated record. The transcript is spliced from 4 exons.
AUGCCUCGAUCUAGGAAAUCCAACAAGUCAGCAGGCGCAGCAGCUGCUGUUGCUGCUGCAGGCCUGACUGGUUGGGUGGCUGCUUGCAAGGGAGUGAAACACAAGCGCCAGUACGUCCGCAAUCAUGCUGGAGAGAGACCAGUCAGUUCGCGGGCUUCUAAUCAUGCUUCGCCGCCAGUCCCUCACGGGCAAGACGAGUUUCCCCCUCUGCCGCGGUCAAGCGUUUCAUGCAAUAGCCCCGAGAAUCCGAGCAAGGUCACUACUGCUUCUGUCAACACAGCACCGACAGGCGACCCUCAGGUUCUGAGAACUCGUUGUGGGCCGACAAGAAUAAACAUCUCAGGCGACCCUGUGCAACAAGUCUUAUUAAAAGCGAACAAGCCAUUAGACGCCGCUCCUGCAGCAGCUCCAGAACGAGCCUAUCGCCUUAAUGUGGAUGACAACAGCACGAAAGCAGCAGAUUUUCGUAGUUCGAAUGUCGCUAGUUCACCGCAUCAUUCUCCGCCACGGACAUUAAAGUCCUUCACGCGCUCAAUCAAGAAAAACGAUGAGGGUGACUCUCAGGCACCUGGUGAUUUCCAGCGAUCACAGAUCCACCUGCGAAAGAUGCGGCACGGCUCGAUCCAGACGCGCUCCAAGCCGUGCCAGAUGUUUGCUUCCGGGUACUGCCGUUACGGAGCCAACUGCAGAUACCUCCACGCUGAGCAGGAGCCAUCGUGGCUGGAUAGCAUUGCCCUCAUGGCGGGGUUCCGCACUGCAUGUGUGUUCGAUUGCCUGCAUGUGUUCGAAGCCAAGAGCAGCCGGUCCUCGGUGAAAGGAACCUCUGCAAGUCGUCGCAAUGGGAAGGCAGCCAUGAACACAGACACCGGCCCCAGAAUAUCGGAGGAUCCGACUCCUCUCGGGGCUCAGUAA